AUGGCCCAGACUGGAGAAGCAUUCUUUAUUCUGUCAGAUCCUGAAUCGAAAAAAGAGGCAAAGUUGCAACUGUCUUUGACUGUCCCCAAACCGGUUCAUCCAACACCAGCCACCUCCAUCCUGCCACCUAAGUUCAAUCCCAACAAGAUCAAAUUCAUACAUCUGAGCUGUAACCAUGGGGAAGUUUGUGCCACAUCUGUCCUGGCUCCAAAGAUUGCCCUGCUUGGUCUGGCUCCAAAAAAGGUUGGUGAUGACAUUGUCAAAGCAACCAGAAAUUGGAAGUGUUUGAAGAUUACAGUGAAACUGACCAUUCAGAAAACCUAUGCCCAGAUUGGAAUGGUAACUUCUGCCUUUUACAUGAUUAUCAAAGCCCUCAAGGAACCACCAAGAGACAGAAAAAUGCAGAAAAACAUUAAGCACAGUGGAAAUGUCAUGUUUGAUGGGACUGUCAACAUUGCCCAACAGAUGUUGCACCAAUCUUUAGCCAGAGAACUCUCUGGAACCAUUAAGGGGAUCCUGAGGUUUGCUCAGGUUGUGGGCUGCAAUGUUGAUGGAUGCCACCCUCAUGACAUCAUAGGUGACAUCAAUAGUGGUGCAGUAGAAUGCUCAGCUAGUUAA
This is a messenger RNA of Neogale vison (American mink), 618 nucleotides long. RefSeq names its product 60S ribosomal protein L12-like. Bases 1 to 618 code for a protein of 205 amino acids. Gene Ontology annotation, cellular component: cytosolic large ribosomal subunit; ribosome. Gene Ontology annotation, biological process: translation. Gene Ontology annotation, molecular function: large ribosomal subunit rRNA binding; structural constituent of ribosome. The record is from RefSeq and is a predicted model, not a curated record. The transcript is spliced from 2 exons. Lineage: Eukaryota; Metazoa; Chordata; Mammalia; Carnivora; Mustelidae.